Daucus carota subsp. sativus is the source of this 1423-nucleotide messenger RNA. Its product is annotated as PTI1-like tyrosine-protein kinase At3g15890. Lineage: Eukaryota; Viridiplantae; Streptophyta; Magnoliopsida; Apiales; Apiaceae. The record is from RefSeq and is a predicted model, not a curated record. Gene Ontology annotation, molecular function: ATP binding; protein kinase activity. Gene Ontology annotation, biological process: protein phosphorylation. The transcript is spliced from 4 exons. Bases 107 to 1252 code for a protein of 381 amino acids.
AAAUUUACAAAUGCAUUAUCUGAAAUAGUAGAGUUGAUUUAGUUUAAAAAGAGAAACUUGAUCUUUGUAUUUUCUUGUAUGAGGGUUGCAGCCCAGAGGAAACCUUAUGGGGUCUUCAUUAAGUUGUUGCAGUGAUGAGAAAGUCGAAGAAGGGAUUUCAUCACCAGUGGAUGGUCCCUGGAGAAUUUUUACCUACAAAGAGUUGAAUGUGGCAACUAAUGGAUUUAGUGAGGAGCACAAACUUGGAGAGGGAGGAUUCGGAAGCGUUUACUGGGGAAAAACCUCUGAUGGACUUCAGAUAGCUGUAAAGAAGUUGAAAUCUAUGAAUUCAAAAGCAGAGAUGGAAUUCGCUGUGGAGGUUGAAGUUUUAGGAAGGGUACGACACAAGAAUUUAUUGGGGCUUAGGGGCUACUGUGCGGAUGCUGACCAGCGCCUAAUUGUGUAUGAUUACAUGCCCAACCUCAGUUUGUUAUCUCAUCUACACGGCCAGUUUGCCACUGAUGUUCAGUUAGAUUGGAAGAAAAGAAUGAAGAUUGCUAUUGGUUCUGCUGAAGGUUUGGUGUAUUUGCACCAUGAAGUGUCACCCCACAUCAUCCACAGAGAUGUAAAGGCUAGUAAUGUGUUACUUGAUUCAAAUUUCGAGCCACUAGUUGCUGAUUUUGGAUUCGCCAAGCUUAUUCCAGAUGGUGUUAGCCACAUGACCACUCGAGUCAAGGGAACAUUAGGAUACCUUGCACCAGAAUAUGCAAUGUGGGGAAAGGUUUCUGAGAGUUGUGAUGUGUAUAGUUUUGGGAUCCUACUACUAGAGAUCUUCACUGGAAGAAAGCCAAUUGAGAAGCUCCCUGGUGGUGUCAAAAGGACAAUAACUGAAUGGGCGGAGCCACUGAUCACAAAAGGAAAAUUCAAAGAUAUUGUUGAUCCAAAACUUCGUGGGAAUUUUGAUGAAAAUCAGCUAAAACAAUGCAUCAAUGCUGCAGCCUUGUGUGUACAGAGUGAACCGGAUAACAGGCCUACAAUGAAAGAAGUGGCUGAGUUGCUCAAAGGAUAUCAAGGUAAAGGAGGUGGAAUGGCUACAACAAAGAUGAGGCUUAAUAGUGUCAAGUACAAGGAAGAACUUAUGGCACUUGAUGAUCAAAGUAGUGAUGAGGAUGGUGGUUAUGAUGAGAGCCGAAGUGCUUAUGGCGUCUUUGGCGCCAUGGAGGUGCAGAGGAUGCAAGAUCCGUAUAGGCGACCUUAUGGUGAUCGCAGAUAAAAAAUUGGUCUAGGGACUGAAGAUGAGAAGCUGGAAAUUACAUUACACAUGAUUUAAUUCAUGCAGGAAAACUAUGAGCAUACUGCUACCUACUAAACUAGUUACUUUUCGCUAUUUUUACAUAUAUUGUUACUAUAUAUUGAAGUUCAUCAUGUUUUUAAGAACAUGCAA